This is a messenger RNA of Sodiomyces alkalinus F11, 252 nucleotides long. RefSeq names its product Yos1-like protein. Lineage: Eukaryota; Fungi; Ascomycota; Sordariomycetes; Glomerellales; Plectosphaerellaceae. Gene Ontology annotation, biological process: endoplasmic reticulum to Golgi vesicle-mediated transport. Gene Ontology annotation, cellular component: endoplasmic reticulum membrane; COPII-coated ER to Golgi transport vesicle; Golgi membrane. The record is from RefSeq and is a predicted model, not a curated record. The transcript has 3 exons. Bases 1 to 252 code for a protein of 83 amino acids.
AUGUAUUUGAUAGGAAACUUCUUCUACGUUUCCCUUCUCCUGAUCAACGCCAUCGCCGUCCUCAGCGAAGAUCGCUUUCUCGCUCGCAUCAACCUCUCUCCAUCCUCCUACGACCCCGCCUUCGGGGCCGGCUCCGACGCAAGCAUCAAAGCCAAGAUCAUCAACCUCAUUGCCAGUGUUCGGACACUGAUGAGAAUACCACUCAUAGGCAUCAACACCCUCGUAAUAGUCUACGGACUCUUCUUCGGAUAA